AUAUGUAACGGCCAAGGGAUCAAAGCGGUCAAGCCUACUUCCGUCUGGAAAAGGAGGCCGAAGGAGAACUCCCCAAGCCCCGCCGCCGCCUGCCUGCAUGGCUUCCCUGCCGGAUCUCCCUUCCCCAUUCCCAUCCCCUCGUCCUCCCCACCGGAGCGCGCGGCGGCCUCAGGCACCCCGGGGAACGCCCGGCAUCCUCUUCCUCGUGCGGCUCCUCCGGUGAUCGAUCGACUUAUGCUGAUCCGCUCGGAGGACGCUAGCUGGCUGGUGAUAGAGCAAACGAUGGAGGCUGCUCUUGUCACCGUUUCUAUGGGGGUGAUCAAGCCCCUCUUGUCCAAGCUCUUCAAGCUGCUGGGGGAAGAGCACGCCAAGCUCAAAGGCGUGCACCGAGACGCCAAGUUCAUAGGAGAUGAGAUGCACAGCAUGCAGGCUGCGCUAGAGACUCUCGCGGAUGAAGAGCAACUCGAUCCUGAGAUGCGAAUUUGGAGGGAUGCUGUCCGCGAGCUUUCCUAUGACAUGGAAGAUUGUGUUGAUGACUUUGUGGCUCGUGUCGACCAUGAUCAUGAUGGGCGCACGGCCUUUAAGAAGUUUGUUGACAAGUUGAAGAAGCCGAAAUAUCAACAUCGGACUGCUAAUGAGAUCGGAAAACUCAAGACCCGUGCAACUGAGGCAAGCGAGAGGCACAAGAGGUAUAAUAUUGUGCGGCCAACAUCUGACAUUAGCACUUGUGCCAUCGACCCCCGGCUGCCUGCGCUUUACGUGGAGGCUGAUGACCUUAUCGGCAUUGAUGGUCCUAAGGAUGAUAUCAUUGACUGGUUUCAAUGGGAAGCUACUUCCACACAGCUUCAAGUGCUUUCUAUUGUUGGUUCUGGAGGUCUUGGUAAGACUACUCUAGCAAACCAAGUCUAUCAUGCAAUUCGAGGCCAAUUUUCAUGUGCAGCUUUUGUCUCUGUUUCUCGGAAACCUAAUAUGAGAAAGAUUCUAAGAGAUAUUGCUAAAGGAGUUGGGGCCACAGACAAUACACAAGAUGAUGAUGUGCAGCAACUGAUUGAUAAACUCAGACGUCAUCUCAAAGAUGAAAGGUACUUCAUUGUCAUUGAUGAUGUGUGGAGCGCGGAAGAGUGGAAAACUAUCAGCCUUGCAUUACUGAAUAAUAAUUGUGGGAGCAGAAUUAUUACUACAACACGUAAUAAUGAAGUUGCUUCACGUUGUUCAUCGCGUGUUGGUCGUGUUUAUGAAAUGGAACCCCUUAGUUUUGGGGACUCCAAAAGUUUGUUUCUGAGAAGAGCAUUUGGUCCCGAGGAUUCAGGCUAUUCUCACCUGGAAGAAGUCUCAAAUGAGAUAGUAAGAAAAUGUUCCGGCAUACCAUUGGCUAUUAUUACGGUGUCUAGUUUGUUGGCUGGUCAGCAUGCAGAAGAUGAGUGGAAAAGGGUGUUGGCUGCUAUUGGUUCUGCUCUUGCAAAGGACCCUGGUGCUGAUAAGAUGACAAAGAUAUUAUCUCUGAGCUACUUUGAUCUUCCUCACCAUCUGAGAACUUGUUUGUUGUACUUGAGUAUGUUCCCAGAAGAUUCUACUAUCCACAAACAACAUUUGAUACAUAUGUGGAUUGCUGAAGGAUUCAUUCGUGAAGAACAAGGGCGAAGUCGACAUGCAGUAGGCGAGAGUUAUUUUAAUGAGCUCAUUAACCGAUGCUUGAUCCAGCCAGUUGAUGCAGAGUUUGACCAGGUGGAAUCAUGCCGAGUUCAUGACAUCAUUCUUGAUUUCAUCACAUGCAAGGCUGCUGAAGAGAAUUUUGUCACUUCAUUCAAUGAUGUUGAACAUGGGCAUAACUCACAUCGCAGAGUCCGCAGGAUCUUUGUUGGGAAUAGCAAUAAUGAAAAGGUUACCAUAGCGGCAAGCCCGAUUCUCUCUCAUGUUCGGUCACUCAUUGUAUGUGUGCAAUACCCGCAAGUUUCUCUGUUGGCUUUCCCACCAGCUCUUCGUGUCUUGGACCUAGGAAAGUGCUGGUGGUUAGAAGAUCAUCAUAUUGCAAGUAUUGAAAAGUUGUUUCUUCUUAAAUACUUGCGCCUUGCAAAUGUUACCCUCCUCCCAAGAAAAAUUGGAGAACUGCAGUAUUUGGAGACACUAGACAUAACAAAAACCAGAAUUCUAGAACUGCCGUCAGCUGUUACAUGCCUUCAACGGUUGACCAGUCUAUAUAUUCAUGUCCACACUAGCUUUGUAGACGGAAUGAUUGGUAAAAUGCAAAGCUUGGAAGAGCUAAUGACGUUUGGUGUCCACUCCUAUGAACAAGGGAAGUCACUGCAAGAACUCAGCCAGCUAACCAAGCUGUGGAGAUUGGAAGUACUACUAGGGUUUGAAUUGUGGGAAGGAACAGGUCAAAUUGAGGACCUUCACAAUAACAUCGGAACAUUACUAUCUUCAUGCAACCUUCGUCAUCUGCACAUCCGCAAGUGGAGCUCGCCCUUAGCUGUGAAAACGUAUUUUCCACUGUCACUGGAGUCAUGGUGCCUGGCAACUCCUUGUAGCCUUCGGGAGUUCUACAUCACAUACUGCUAUAUUGACAAGGUUCCAAACUGGAUGAGAUUGCUCGGAAAUCUUAGGGAAUUAGAGCUCUACGUUGUCACUGUGAGACCAGAAGAUGUUGUGAUCCUUGGCUCAGUACCAACUUUGCUUUUCCUUACACUUAAGACUUUCAAUGGCACCGAUGGAAGAAUUCUCCUUCAUGGGUUCAGUAGCUUGAAAUAUUUGUGUCUGGAACUGCUCUACUGUGGGACCUCACUCGAGUUUGAACCGGGAUCAAUGCCAAGGCUUGAGCACCUCAAGCUUGAGUUUCGUGUGCAUCGGAUUGAUUGCCUGAAUGGUUCUUCCAAUUUUGGUAUCCAACACCUCUCCGCCCUCCGCAAAGUUGAGGUCUGUAUUUGUUGCAACUUUGGCAACAGCGAAAAUCCGUUGGCAGGUGUGGAAUUUUGCUUUGGCAAAUACAUUGGAAGCCUUAUCGAAACUGUCAUCAUGACGCAUCCCAACUGUUCCAGUCUCCUUUCAGAGUAUGGAAAUGUAUCAUAUGCAAGUGUGGACUGCGAACAUUACACAACAAUUGUUGGGACGGACUAUGAGAAGGAAGAUGAAGUAGGACAAGAUGCGGGAGCACACCACUGGCAUGUGGGAGGAAACCACCCGCGAAUAUCAUUUGGUUACACACAAAAUGUAAUUUCUCAAUACUCAUCCACCCCCGAAGGUGUGUUCUUCAGGUGGAUGACCUUGAUGGAGACUCACCUGCUGCCGAGACCGGUUAUCCACAAGCGCCGCCGCAGGACGGCGCUGGAGAAAUCCACGCUCAGGACAAGCAUCCAUGUUGCGGCACGGGAUAGUGGACGCCCUGACAGUACCAUUCGAAGAUGCGCAAGGGUGCUGCUUCGUCAGAUGGGGAUCUUUCAAGAGGAUGAGGAGGCUGCGAUCUCAGAAGAGGAUCUUGAUCGCUAUUGGAGAGAGUUUGAUCACCCUCUCGCCGAGCCCCAGAUGGCGGCUUUGGCGGCUCUGUCUAGUUGGUCACUUCCUUGACGAACAACUGAUGGAGCAGACUGUGGUUGCCACCGUGGCCACCAAUGGUUGUGUCCCUUGUUCCUAGCGGAUCCUGCAAGCAUGGUGGUCAUAAAGCGGGGUGGAAGAAAUACAUGGCGCGCCUUGUUUCUGCCAAGUUCGGUGAAAAACGAUACCCUGUACAUAUUACAGGUCAUGACUGAGCCCGGACAACACCGGCCGGACGGUAACACUUCUGUGAUUGUUCACCGGCUACUUCCGUGUUGCAAGGGUGCUGAUGAAGUUAUCGUGAUCGACGAUCCAUAGCAGCAUAGCAUGUAACUCAUUUGAUAGAUUUAGUUACAAAUCACAGGCCUGACGAGUGACAGACUGUGGUGACCCAGCAUACCACUGCAUGGUGUAGUAUGCAAGUCUGAUAUAACACCAAUGGAACACCGUUCCACUAGUAUUAUAUCGCUCAGAGUGGUACAACAGAAACAUAUGCGGGUCCAAGGCAGGUCUAUAGAAUUACAUACAGAUUCUGUUACAUAAGAUCAGCACAGCCUCCUACUUUACAAUGAGGUAAAUCUGUAAAUAAACUCCAGAAGAACGACUCGUAGUCUAAUCCUAUCACGAACUC
Molecule: messenger RNA, 4159 nt
Organism: Lolium perenne
Lineage: Eukaryota; Viridiplantae; Streptophyta; Magnoliopsida; Poales; Poaceae
Product: disease resistance protein RGA5
Biological process (GO): defense response to other organism
Molecular function (GO): ADP binding
Source: RefSeq, a predicted model, not a curated record